Molecule: messenger RNA, 2029 nt
Organism: Humulus lupulus (European hop)
Lineage: Eukaryota; Viridiplantae; Streptophyta; Magnoliopsida; Rosales; Cannabaceae
Product: lysine--tRNA ligase, chloroplastic/mitochondrial
Exons: 14
Coding region: 25-1818 (597 amino acids)
Biological process (GO): lysyl-tRNA aminoacylation
Cellular component (GO): cytoplasm; mitochondrion; cytosol
Molecular function (GO): ATP binding; tRNA binding; lysine-tRNA ligase activity
Source: RefSeq, a predicted model, not a curated record
CUCACUGAAAAGAGAAGAGAAGAGAUGGAAGCAGUGAAAGCUUGGAGCUUGAGCUUGCAAUGGCGGCCAUUGAAGCACCUCUUCAAAACCUCAUCUUCCUCCGCCACCGCCUUCAGAGCAAGACGCUCUUCCUCUUCUUUUUCUUCUUCUCCGCUCCUUAUUCGCUCUUGUUCUUCCGCCGCCACCGCUACUAAUCCCAACGCCCGUAAUCGCCGCUCAUCCUCCUCCUCUUCUUCUACUACUUCUAGUCCGGAGUCAGUUCGAGCUAUUCGCUUGCAGAAGAUAGAAGAAUUGAGAAGCAAAGGGCUGGAACCGUAUGCAUAUAAGUGGGACAGGACUCACUCUGCUAAUCAGCUGCAAGAGACUUAUAAAAAUUUAGAAAAUGGCGAAGAGAUGAAUGGUGAGAAAGACAAUGUAUCAAUAGCCGGAAGAAUUGUGGCUCGUCGAGCAUUUGGAAAGCUUGCAUUUCUCACUCUAAGAGAUGAUUCUGGGACAAUUCAGCUUUAUUGUGAAAAGGCGAGAUUUUUAAGUGAUCAGUUUGACCAGCUUAAGAAUCUUGUUGAUAUUGGUGACAUACUUGGUGCUAGUGGCUCAAUUAAGCGAACUGAGAAAGGGGAGCUUUCUGUCUAUGUGAACUCUUUUGCAAUUCUCACAAAAUCUCUACUGCCCUUGCCAGACAAAUAUCAUGGUCUAACUCAUGUGGAUAAGCGUUACCGGCAACGGUACAUUGAUAUGAUUUCCAAUCCUGAAGUAGCAGAUGUAUUUCGGAAGAGAGCAAAGAUUGUAUCAGAGUUACGCAAGACAGUGGAAUCUUUUGGAUUUCUCGAAGUUGAAACUCCAGUUCUACAGGGAGCAGCUGGUGGAGCAGAAGCAAGACCAUUUGUUACCUACCAUAAUUCGCUAGGAAGGGAUCUUUAUUUGAGGAUAGCAACAGAGCUCCACUUGAAGAGGAUGCUGGUUGGAGGGUUUGAAAAAGUUUAUGAGAUUGGUCGAAUAUUCAGAAAUGAAGGAAUUUCAAAUCGUCAUAAUCCAGAAUUUACCACCAUUGAGAUGUACGAAGCAUAUUCAGACUAUGAAAGUAUGAUCAACAUGGCUGAGGAAAUUGUUACUCGAUGUGCACUUGUAGUUCAGGGGAAGCUUACUGUUGAUUACCAGGGAGAGGAGAUAUGUCUUGAACGACCUUGGAGGAGGGAAACCAUGCACAACCUUGUUAAAGAAGCAACUGGAAUCGAUUUCCAUGAAUUGAGCAGCGACCUUGAAGCUGCUAAAGAAAUCACUCUCAGGACCCUUGAGAACCUUGGUAAUAAAGAAAAGUCCUCCAUUGGAGCAUGCCCAUCUGUCGGCCACGUUCUUAAUGAGGUUUUCGAGAUAGUUGUUGAAUCAAAGCUUAUUCAACCUACAUUUGUCUUGGACUAUCCAGUUGAGAUAUCUCCUCUAGCAAAGCGACACAGAAGGCAUGUUGGGUUGACUGAAAGAUUUGAGCUUUUCAUAUGUGGUCGUGAACUGGCCAAUGCUUUCUCAGAAUUAACAGAUCCUGUUGAUCAGCGAGGACGGUUGGAAGAGCAAGUAAGGCAACACAAUGAGAAGAGAGCAGAAUCUCUUUCGAAAGCUGAUAGAACCGAAGAGAAGAAAAAGGAAAAUGAGGAUGAUGAGUCCUAUGAAGUAACACUUGAUGAUGAUUUCCUAACAGCUUUGGAAUAUGGAAUGCCUCCAGCUUCAGGAAUGGGACUUGGAAUUGACAGGUUAGUCAUGCUUUUAACAAACGCAGCCAGUAUUCGAGAUGUGAUUGCUUUCCCAGUGCCUCGGAAUCAAGAAUAGGCGCUUGGAGAAAGGCCCGACAACUUGGAUUGGAUUCGAUUGGAUUAGAUUAGCCUACACUUCAAGUAAUAAUUUCUAUUAUAUUGAGUGAUGAUGAGUGACAUUUCAGAGGCUUCUCAUUUUUUUCGUGAAUAAAUACUUAAAUAUUUAUUUGCAACAUAAAAGAGUAGCUCAAAUGAUUUUUAAUUAAAUUCAUAAGUGAUUGACACAA